AUGGAAGCGUCUCUGCCGUUCGUGAUCUCGCACCAGGCUAAAGAGGGCGGAGGCGACUCGUUAAGCAAAGUGCACGUCUUGCGUCCCGCGUGCUUCGAGACCUUGACCAUUACCUCCAGCGCUCGCAGCACGACCGCGGCAGGGAAAGGCAGCAGCAACACCAACGGCAACACGUCCCCCAAUGUCGCUCGUGUCUUGACAGAGAGUGUAGAGCACUACCUGGCCGACCGUAGCCCCCACAUUCACGGAAUCAAUUCUCCUCUCUUUCCGACGUACAGCAGCAACAAGCCCACGACUAACCCCUGCGCCACCCCAAGCGGUUGUCUUGGGGUACCGGUGUCUAGUGCACCGCAAGAAGCUGUACCCACCGUGAACUCACCAUUGGUGUCGACCACCAGUGCCAGCAGUCACCUAAAGGCCUCAAGCCGCCUUAGCAACAUUAGUACUGGCUCAUGCCACGUUGAUGGCGUCGACUCGUGGGCCACCUCCAACUGCCUUCUGCAGACGUUAGACAACCCCGGCAAGGGGAUCUCUCCACUCGUCCUCGCACCUGGGAAAAGCCCCCAAGGCUGCGGCGCCAGCCCCCGGCUGCGUAUCUCGGAGAGUUCGUCGACGAUCGCUGACGACCUGGAGAACGAUAAGCCGCUUCGGUCUAGCACCGAGAAAGGGAGUGGUGAGAAGCGCUUCUUCGGUGCACCGCCACGCAGCGGAAAGUUUUUGCCGCUGAUCGAGUGGCUGCUGCGCCGUGGCGAGCGCGGUGACGUCGGCGCCCUCACGGCAUCGCAGAAGGACAGCGACGAGCACACGCAGGCGAGCUUCUUCAACGAGGACUACAUCCUGAAGUUGUGCGCUGCGGCGACGACGGUGCUGGUGGAGGAGCCAGCGCUGCUGGAACUGGAGGUGAUAGCGCACGACACGCUGGUGGUGGUGGGCGACAUCCACGGCCAGUUCCAGGACCUCUACACGAGUGUGCUCUGCCAGCAGUACGACCGGCGCCGGUGCAACCCCGAGGGACGCGAUCACCGCUUCCUGUUCAUGGGUGACUACGUGGACCGCGGCCCGCACAGCCUGGAGGUGAUGCUGCUGCUGCUGGCGCUGAAGGUGGAGUACCCGACGCUAGUGUACCUGACGCGUGGCAACCACGAGGAGGAGAAGACGUCGCGCGUGUACGGCUUCUUGACGGAGGUGACGACGUCGCUCGGCGCCGCGGCCGGGACGGCGGUGUGGAGUGCCGUGAACAAGGUGUUCCUCGACCUGCCGCUGGCUGCGAUUGUGCAGACACUGUACAUGCGCUUCUUUGUGACUCACGGCGGCCUCUCGCCGGGCUUGCAGAGUGUGGAGGAGAUCGCGAGCAUCGAUCGGCACAACUACAGCAGCGGCAACGUCACGGCCGCGGAGGAUGACCUUAUCACGGGCCUUCUCUGGUCUGACCCAACGAACGAGAUGGCCAUGUACAAGCAGAACCCCCGCGGCUGCGGCUUUUUGUUUGGCCCAUCCGCCUCGAACCGAUUCUGCGCCGACAACAACUUCGAUUUCAUCUGCCGCGCGCACCAGGUGGCAAUGGACGGGUACUUCUGGACGCACAACGACCGCGUCGUGACGGUCUUCUCCGCACCGAAUUACUGCGGCAUCAACAAUAACCGUGGUGCCGUCAUGGUCGUGUCUGGAGAGGCUAACAAGCCAUCCUUUGAACAGUACGACUGCUGCGAUGAAAGAGACUUUCCGUCUCUGGACUCGUGCUUUCUACACGCCUCUUUCUUCUACUAG
Molecule: messenger RNA, 1767 nt
Organism: Leishmania mexicana MHOM/GT/2001/U1103
Lineage: Eukaryota; Euglenozoa; Kinetoplastea; Trypanosomatida; Trypanosomatidae
Product: phosphoprotein phosphatase-like protein
Exons: 1
Coding region: 1-1767 (588 amino acids)
Cellular component (GO): nucleus; cytoplasm
Molecular function (GO): protein serine/threonine phosphatase activity
Source: RefSeq, a predicted model, not a curated record